This is a messenger RNA of Pipra filicauda (Wire-tailed manakin), 2395 nucleotides long. It is a transcript of the gene SERINC1, whose product is annotated as serine incorporator 1. Bases 128 to 1513 code for a protein of 461 amino acids. The record is from RefSeq and is a predicted model, not a curated record. Gene Ontology annotation, cellular component: membrane. NCBI's taxonomy places the organism in Eukaryota, Metazoa, Chordata, Aves, Passeriformes, Pipridae. The transcript has 10 exons.
UGGAAGUGACGCUCCCGUUGCCGUCAGAGCGGCGGAAGCGCCGCUGGGAGCAGUAAACAACGGCGUCGGAGCCGCGUCCGCCGCGCUUCCAUCUUGGAGGAGCCCGAGCCGGAGCUGGUCGAGGACCAUGGGCGGCGUCCUGGGCCUCUGCUCCCUGGCGAGCUGGAUACCGUGCUUGUGUGGAAGUGCCCCUUGCCUGCUCUGCCGAUGCUGUCCCAGUGGAAACAACUCCACCAUAACUCGGCUGAUCUAUGCCUUCUUUUUGCUUCUUGGCGUGAGCGUUGCCUGUGUGAUGUUAAUACCAGGCAUGGAAGAGCAGCUGAAGAAGAUUCCUGGAUUUUGUGAUGGGGGGAUGGGAACAAGUAUUCCUGGUGUGCACGGCCACGUGAAUUGCGAUGUACUUGUUGGUUACAAAGCCGUGUACCGUGUGUGCUUUGGCAUGGCCAUGUUCUUCCUCCUCUUCUCCUUGCUGAUGAUCAAAGUGAAGAGCAGCAAUGACCCAAGGGCAGCGGUUCAUAACGGAUUCUGGUUCUUUAAAUUUGCAACGGCACUUGCAAUUAGUGUUGGAGCUUUCUUCAUACCAGAGGGACCGUUUACAACUGUGUGGUUUUAUGUAGGUAUGGCUGGAGCAUUCUGCUUUAUUCUUAUUCAGCUGGUCUUGCUCAUUGACUUUGCCCACUCCUGGAAUGAAUCUUGGGUUGAAAAAAUGGAGGAAGGAAACUCAAGAUGCUGGUAUGCAGCUCUGCUGUCAGCUACAGCUGUCAACUACCUGCUGUCUCUUGUAGCUGUCGUCUUGUUUUAUGUUUAUUACACUCAUCCAGAAGGUUGUUCUGAAAACAAGACAUUCAUCAGUGUUAAUAUGCUGCUGUGCAUUGGUGCUUCCGUAAUGUCAAUUCUGCCAAGGAUUCAGGAAUCUCAGCCAAGGUCUGGUUUGCUGCAGUCUUCAGUGAUCACAGUUUAUACAAUGUAUUUGACUUGGUCAGCUAUGACCAAUGAACCAGAUAGGCGCUGUAACCCAAGUUUGCUGAGCAUCAUUGGUUACAACAGCACCAGCACUCCAACCCAAGGUCAGGUGGUGCAGUGGUGGGAUGCACAAGGAAUUGUAGGACUGGUUUUGUUUUUGCUAUGUGUUCUCUAUUCAAGCAUCCGAACAUCCAACAACAGCCAAGUUAACAAACUGAUGCUGACCAGUGAUGAAUCAACACUGAUAGAAGAUGGAAUGCCCAGGAGUGAUGGCUCCCUUGAUGAUGGAGAUGAUGUUCACCGAGCCAUAGAUAAUGAAAGAGAUGGAGUUACUUACAGUUACUCCUUCUUUCACUUCAUGCUUUUCCUGGCAUCACUGUAUAUUAUGAUGACACUUACCAACUGGUACAGUCCGGAUUCUACUUACGAGACAAUGACCAGCAAGUGGCCGUCUGUCUGGGUGAAGAUAUCUUCCAGCUGGAUUGGCAUCGUGCUGUAUGUGUGGACUCUGGUUGCUCCGCUGGUUCUUACAAACCGUGACUUUGACUAAGCUGUGCUGCUCUCCAGGGGGGCUGUGUCAGCUUCACCGUGUCUUCGAAACAAACAGUAUUCUGGAUAAUAGUGCAGUUGUAAAUACGUGUGUGUGUGCGUGUGCUGUCCAUGUAGUAUACCCUGCUUUAUUCUGCAUGAUUACCUUGAACCAUGUCUUCUGUCAUUUCACUAAAUGACUUUUUCUAGCUGAGCUCAAUGAUAAUUGCUGUAAUGAUGGUUUUCAUGGGAUUACUCCUAGAUUGAGUGCUUUGGGAGCACAAGAUGUAAGAUCGAGAACUAUUACGUUUUUUCCCCUCAGUUGCAUUAAAUAGUUGUAGGAAAAAAAGUGCAAGUGUUAAUUAGGGUAACUAAACAGUGCUAGGUCAGGCUUUGCAAGUAAAGGAGGGGCUGCCUUUGAUGAUCCCUGUUGCCUUGAUUCCAAAGUAAGCCUUGAGUAAGCAUUGUUAGACUCAAAAUGGAGCACAGUGGAGUUUACUGGACAUCUCGCAGCACUUAGGCACUAACAGCCUGACCUUUGCCAUGCCGAGGGCAGCAGUAGCUUUAGCACAGAUGUGAUGGGGAAACUUGCACCUGGAGCUGCAGAGGAGCCAGUGUCCUCCAUGGUGCUGCUGGGUCUGAUGUGUCCCAUUGCAGAAAGGAGGACAGGCACCCUGGGGAAAAAACAUCCUCGUAUCAGAUGCUCAGAAGCAUGUUUUUAAGGCACCUGUUUACAAUGCGCAUUUAUGUAUUAUUAUUUUUUUAAAGUAGUUUAUAUGGGAUAGCUGUGCUGUAAUUUAUUGCUGUUCUGUGUGCCACUUUCUUCUUUGCUAAGCUACAAUCACAGACUUUGCAAGGAGCUGAGUGCUGAAAGCUGUGUAAACCCUUUAGAGGAAUUUUUUAA